Molecule: messenger RNA, 994 nt
Organism: Moneuplotes crassus
Lineage: Eukaryota; Ciliophora; Spirotrichea; Euplotida; Euplotidae
Source: the annotation of a GenBank genome assembly
UUUUUAUUAUAAAAAUGGAGCAACAGGAAAUUCCUGAAUUAGAUCCAUACAUUUAUCUAUGAUUGCUAGUCGGGAUUCCUGCUAGUGGCAAGAGCACAUUCUGACAAGAAAUUAUUACUGCUGCUCAAAGUUCAAGCCCUUCUUUAAAAAUCAUUCAAAUUGAAUAUGAUAAAAUUGAGGAUGAAAUUUCAUCAGAAUUUGAACCCGAAAAAUGGAAGGAAACAAGAUCUAUUGCCUUCGGAAAUAUUUCUAGCCUUCUUGAACAAAAAGUGUCAAUCCCGACAAUCAUUUUAGUAGAUGAUAACUUUUACUACAAAAGUAUGAGGAAAGAGUUUUAUAAGCUCGUAAUUCAGGCUAAUAAAAAUCUUGAAGAUACCAUUAGAUACACAGAGAUAUUUAUAGAUACACCUGUAGAAACUGCCUUAGAACGAAAUCAAAUUCGUGAGAGGUCUGUCCCUGAUACUACUAUUAUUCGGAUCAAUAAAAUCAUAGAGCCAGCUUACUCUUACUGCUACAAUGCCAGAUUCUCAUCUUUGCCAGAUUUCAUUGAAUAUUUACACACCUUACCAGUUCCACCUUGCCUUGAAGAACAAGAAAAGAUCCCAAUGACUCAGUCUGAAGCCCAUGAACUUGACUUAAAGCUCAGAAAAGUUGUAGGAAGUAUCUUAAAGUCCCACAAGCUCCCAAAAUCUGCAAUAAAGGCUUUGACUCAAUUAAAGAAAGUCUUUCUCAAAGAGGUGGCAGCAGGGUCUGAUAAAACCGAACAAGACUUCCGAAAUGAAGUUCAAAAUUUGAUAGAUCUACAUAAAUCCUCUUAAAUCUAUUUCGAUUUCUUCAAGAUUUCUAAAUUGGUAUUUGUACUGAUAUACUUUCCUAAUUUUACAUUAGACUAGUUUUAUCCACAUCUGCUAAUCCAGAUACAAACUCCUCUUCAUAACCAUGGAGUAUACCCUACUAGGAUACACCACUGCAAAUCUCUGUAUUAAAGCGAGGC